Lingula anatina is the source of this 1938-nucleotide messenger RNA. RefSeq names its product protein cereblon. Lineage: Eukaryota; Metazoa; Brachiopoda; Lingulata; Lingulida; Lingulidae. The record is from RefSeq and is a predicted model, not a curated record.
AUGCACCCUGGUAAACAUGAAGCAUGGAGGAUGAUAUUUUGCCUUUGCUGGGUCACAACAUCCACGGAGAUGGGAAUGACAGCUCAGAAAAUGACACAGAAGGUGAGGAAUCAGGAACUGAGCCAAUGGAGCAAGGUCAAGGUGAAGGGCAUGAAGGUGAAGGCCAUGUAGCCGAUGGUGAAGGUCAGGCAGAUGGUGAUGAAGGUCAAGUAGAAGUAGCACCAGCAGUUGAAGCGCACGCAGGACAAGAAGAAGAAAGGCCAAGGUCAGGAAGGUUUCGUCUGUGGAGGCGAUACAGGAGACCUGAGCGACAACCACCUCGACCUGAAGAUAUCAAUUUUGAUUCUUCUCUGCCUGGAACUCACUCAUACCUUGGCAAUGACCUAGAAGAGGUCAGAGGUCGCACAGUUCAUGAAGAUGACAGUCUGCAUACCCUGCCUAUUCUCACCUUACCAGGUGUGGUUUUAGUACCUGGUCAGAUGCUGCCACUUCACCUGUUCCACCCAUCUACUGUGUCCAUGAUGAGAAGGAUUGUCCAUGAUGGAGAUAAGACAUUUGGCCUAGUCACUUCAAGUUAUGCAGCAGACCGACUCCAGCCCACUCUAGCUACACUAGGCACCACAGCUGAGGUGCUGUACAUGAAAGAUGAGCUAGAUGAUGGUAGUGGCAUCAGGACUAUGAGAGUGAAAGCAAUGGGAAGGCAGAGGUUUCAGAUACAGGAGACACAAAGAAGAACAGAUGGCAUCAGCAUGGCCAAGGUGCGUAUCCUCCCAGAGAGGUAUCUCCCAGAGGCACUAGAGGGAGCCAGGCCUCCAUCUCACACAAAGUUCUGCAGGUGUCCUACUCUCUGGGACUCCGAGACCAGUGAGGUGUAUGAUAAUUAUGGGAUGCCAGAAGCUGUCACUCGUCAGACACAGAGGAAGAUGAAAAGGGAGGUAGGGAGGCAUUCUUGUGCAUAUUUGACCUGGUGGCCUCCGUGGGUGUAUAGACUGUAUGAUCCAGAUUUGUUAAUGCAUAAAGUCCGCAGUGAGUUGCAGAGCUGGAACAGGACCCUGACGGCAGACAAGAUGCCCAAGGAUCCCGUCGAGUUCUCCUAUUGGGUUCUUGGAAACCUGCCCAUUAGUGACGAGAUGAGGCUCCGUAUACUGAGAAAGGACAGUGCAGUACAGAGGCUCAGGAGUGAACUGAAUAUUUUACAAAAGUGCACAGUUCUGCAGUGUAAGGACUGUGAGCACCACAUAGCAGACAAGAAAGAUGUGUUUGUGAUGGCGGCCGAAGGUCCCAUGGCAGCGUACGUGAACCCAGGAGGUUACGUUCACGAGACGUUAACUGUGUACAGGGCCAGAGGUCUUCACCAUGUGGGGAGGCCUGAGACGGAGAAUAGUUGGUUCCCAGGGUAUGCUUGGACUAUAAUCAACUGCCACCAGUGUGGCAGUCAUCUAGGCUGGAGGUUCAAUGCAGUAAAGAAGAACCUGCAGCCUAGCAAGUUCUGGGGUCUUACUCGGGCCUCUAUAGUACCAGGCCUGGAUCUGGAAGAAGGACAGACGGCUUGGGAGCCAAUGGUCUAAGGAAAAAUGCAUCGAGUGAUUGGUCAGUGAUUGGUCAAGGGUCAGAUGUCUGAAAGGAGCAUCUUUAGUGACUGGCCUUGUUGUAUGAAAGGCAGACAGUAUUUGAGUCAGUGGCUCUCAGUAGAGUAUUUAAUUUUUGUGGCAGACAGGGAUUGGUCAGAAGGCAGACGACUUGAUCCAGACUUGUAGGUCUGACUGAUCAGAUUGUGCUUCAGCAGUAUUUCCAUUUAAUGAUUGAUAUAGCCAAUUGAUUUGGUUUGGAGUAUAUAACUUUUGCCAGAUGGUGAUGUCUAAUUUGGUUGAAAAUUUUAUCUAUUUGUCUAUAACAAAACUAAAUUACAAAACAUAGACCCCAUUCCCAGAGAUUAGA